AUGGGGAGAGCUCCUUGUUGUGACAAGGCUAACGUGAAGAAGGGAGCAUGGUCACCUGAGGAGGCCGCAAAGCUGAAGGCUUAUAUUGAGGAGCAUGGAAUUGGAGGCUAUUGGCUCUCACUGCCUCACAAGAUUGGCCUGAAGAGGUGUGGGAAAAGCUGCAGGUUGAGGUGGCUUAACUAUCUGAGGCACAACAUUAAGCAUGGUGGCUUUUCUGAGGAAGAAGACCAAGUCAUAUGUAGCCUCUACAUAAGUAUCGGAAGCAGGUGGUCAAUGAUUGCAGCCCAGCUGCUAGGGAGAACAGAUAAUGACAUCAAGAAUCAUUGGAACACACAGCUGAAGAAGAAGCUACUUGGCAUGCAAACAGAGCCAUCACAAUCUCCAUGA
Molecule: messenger RNA, 387 nt
Organism: Musa acuminata AAA Group (dessert banana)
Lineage: Eukaryota; Viridiplantae; Streptophyta; Magnoliopsida; Zingiberales; Musaceae
Product: transcription factor RAX3-like
Exons: 3
Coding region: 1-387 (128 amino acids)
Source: RefSeq, a predicted model, not a curated record